Molecule: messenger RNA, 4558 nt
Organism: Gigantopelta aegis
Lineage: Eukaryota; Metazoa; Mollusca; Gastropoda; Neomphalida; Peltospiridae
Product: protoheme IX farnesyltransferase, mitochondrial-like
Exons: 6
Coding region: 169-1710 (513 amino acids)
Biological process (GO): heme biosynthetic process
Cellular component (GO): mitochondrion; membrane
Molecular function (GO): protoheme IX farnesyltransferase activity
Source: RefSeq, a predicted model, not a curated record
CAGCAGCACCAUUACUUCCGGUGUAAUUAUUCUCACAUUGGUUGAGCACGUUCGACGUUUUUGUUUAUAAAUGUAACUAUCACUUGGUUCGUUGUUGCUGCUAUUGAGUAAUGUACAUUUGAUUUAGACCCCGUACACGUCGUCGUCGUCAUAAGAAGAUCCUACGUAAUGCAGCGAUGCCGCGGUGUUUACAUCAGUUUAUGUCGACGAUCAGCUGACCUCCAAAAACAUGGCUUCUUCAGAUGGGCCAGUGUGAAAUCCACUUCUCUUGUCGUUGUCUCAACCAACAAACAUCAUUAUUAUUGUUGUGCUGCGUCAUCAAAAUGCCAGUACAUAUUAAGGCACAGUUAUACUACAAGACCAGCUGUGGUAGACGCACAUAUUACAAAAUGUGUUCAAGGUACUGAAAGCUUUGGACCAGAAGAAAGUUCACAACAAAUUACGUUGGACCCUAGCGACAAACCUUCUGACGUGAAUUCAAAUGCUGUUGCCCUGACACAAACUGUAAUUGAAGACCAGCUCAAGAAGGAUCAUGCAAUAUCCCUUCACUUCAGAAAGUCAGAUUUGAUUUUAAAUGUUGAAAACAAGAAAUUGUCAAACUUUAGCCUCUUCCUCCCAAGUGAGAAAGAGGUCUACCACAUCGCAAAUGAUGAUGAUGCAAAGUCUCGGUUGUCAGAACCGUAUCCCACAACCGUGGAGGACAUUCCCAAAUCUCGACAAAUGGAAGGCGAGGAACCUGCACCAUCCAGCAACAUUGAAUCAAUAGAAGAACAUUUGUGGAGAGAAUGUCGUCUAGAUUUGCGCAAACUGCCACAGUUAUAUCUUCAACUUUCCAAGAUCAGAUUAACAGGUCUGGUGGUUUUGACCGCAAUGGCUGGAUAUGCCAUUGCACCUGGUGCUUUUGAGCCAACAACAUUCCUGUUUUGUACCCUUGGAACUGGACUCACAUCAUGUGCGGCAAAUUCUAUCAAUCAGUUUUUGGAGGUGCCCUUUGAUGCUCAAAUGAACAGAACAAAGAACAGAGUAUUGGUUCGGAAGUAUAUGAGUGAGCUGCAUGCUGUUUCAUUUGCUACUGCCUGUGGAGUCACGGGACUGACCAUGUUGACUCUGGGGGUAAACAGUAUGACAGCUGCUCUGGGUGCCUUCAAUCUGGUGUUAUACACAAUGGCUUACACCCCUAUGAAGAGAAUGACCUCUGCAAAUACCUGGCUGGGUUCCAUCGUAGGAGCAAUACCACCCAUGAUGGGUUGGGCAGCAAGCACAGGUGGUUUGGAAUCAGGAGCAUGGCUGUUAGCUGCUGUCAUGUAUGCGUGGCAGUUCCCACAUUUCUGUGCCUUGAGCUGGAACCUUCGCCCCGAUUACUCCCGAGCUGGAUUCCAGAUGCUGUCGGUGGUGAACCCGGCGAUGUGUAAACGGGUGGCGCUCCGUUACUGCCUGGUCACAACCGGCGUCUGUCUCCUCUUCCCGGUCUUUGAUGUCACCACGUGGGCUUUCGCAGCCGAUUCUCUCCCCUUGAAUAUGUACCUGACCUACCUAGGCUGGAGGUUCUAUCAAGAUGGCGACAGUAAUUCUUCACGGAAGUUGUUUCGAUUUACGCUGCUGCAUAUUCCAGUUCUGUUGAUUCUGAUGCUCCUCAGCAAGAAAUCUUAUGGAAAAAGAACUAAUGACUUGAAACCUUCAACAGAUCAGCUAGUGGUUCAAAAUGUAUAGUGUAUUAAAAAUUAAAAAUUGUGUGUGUGCCUGUUAUUUUAGUGCGAGUGAUGGAUCAACGGUGACAUUUUACUGUGGUUUUAAAACAAUAAAAUUUGACUGAGACACAGGGCAAGCUUUGGGUCAGAAAUUUUCGCCAAAUUAUCUAUUAAAAUCCAAUAAUUGCAAAAGCCCUGUAAUAUUGUAACAAAAUAUCAAAUAUUCCAUAAAAUUAUUUUGCCAAAUUAAAAUAAAAUUUUCUAAUUGUUUUUGAAAUUCGCAGUUGCCGAAUUUGGCUAGUGUCAGAGCUAGCCCUGGAGACACCUAGUGGUAAAUUUAUAUUGAACUUCAAAAACAUGUUGUGGGUUCACUUCCCCUAUUCCUAGCUGUUGUAAAAAAAACAAAAAAAGAGGAUAAAAUGUUAUACGUUCAUAUUGUUAAUGUUUACUUUUGGGAUGGGUGAGGACGGAUAUAAAGUUAAAUUUUGAAUUGUGUGGAAUGGUGUCCGUAUCGAAGUCUAGAAAGAUGAGUUGUAAAACAUUGUCUCCACAGGAAGUGUGUGCAGUUUGAGUUUUAGUAACACACUGUAGGAAAGAGACUACAUGUACUUGUAUUGCUUAAUUGAAUAAUUCUCAGUCUGGUUUGCAUUCUGGCAAAAAAUAUCAGGUUCCUAAUUGUGAUAUGUGUGUGAAUUUUAAUGAGCUUGACAACCAUAUUCUGUAUAUACGAUAUUUAUGUAUUUUAUAACCAGCUGCAUUGUAAGUGUUUUUAUUAAGUUUUUGUUCCAAGUAAAAUACUGUGUUUACCAUGAGUUUUAACAUAUCUUACUCUAGACGAGUUUAACUGAUGCAAUAUUAUUUUCUAUAUAUAUGUGGAUAGCAGUUUGUUGUGAAAUACCAGAGCUCACCCUGCCCAUUGCCAAAUUAGCCAGCUGCUAAUUUUUAUAAAAAGUGGCUACAGUGUUUAGCAGUUGGCUAAUUUUUGUGUAAAUUAACUCUUCUUUUUAUAAUCAUGUUCACGGAAUUACUGCACAUAAUAAAAAUUUGUUUAAAACUAAAUUCUUUUUUGUGUGAGCCCUGAAAUACCUUACAGGGCCGUAGCUAGAGGGGAGCCCAAAAAAAAAAAUCAGAAAAAAUUAUAGAAACAGAGAAAAUUCUCCUCUUAAUGGUUGAAGGAGUUUUAGACUAUUAACUAGUCAGUUGCCCCCCCCCCCCCCCCCCCCCCCCCCCCAAAACAAAAAAUCCUAGCUACGGCCCUGCCCUAGGAACUAACAACCAUUCACAAAAAACACUGCAUUGCAUUAACGUAAUGUUAUUUAUAGAGAUCAUGGAAACUGGAAAAUCUUAAAAUGCACAGCUUCUACAGUGGAUGACCCGAUGGGUUUCUUCCUGUCAGCAGUAUCACGCAGUGUAUGUAAGGGCUAGGAUUGAGCUCCUUUCGUGGACUAUUUUAGCCAUUUUGUGUUUCAGUACUAUGCUGUCGGUGGGGUGGUGCAUAAAUAAGAUCCCUAGCUGCUAAUUGAAAGGAGUAGUCCAUGGAGUGGUGAAAGCAGGUCUCUUCUCAUCUGUAUGAUCUAUGACCAUAUGUCAAAUGCCAUAUAACCAUAAAUACAAAUGUGUUGAGUACAUCAUUUAAUAAUACAUUUCUUUAUUUUCUUUCAAUUAAUAAAUAUUACUUAUUACUGAAAAUCAAAGUGGGGUUCAUGUUUUAUACUACUACUACUACUACUAGGUCUUACUUAUCUCAAUAUACCUACAAACUUUCCACUGUUCUAUGAUUUACUCUUCUCAUUCGUUGAUGUCAUUAAAAAAAACCUUGAAUGUUUAUCUUUCGAUAAACUUUAGAAAAUUAUGCCGUAUCAUCAAACGGGACAUCAGUGGGUAUGUAAAACAGGUCAUGGAAAGGAGGAUAAAAGCUGAUUUAUGUGUAUUUUUAACUAAAGUUGUUUGUGGUGAUAAUAUAAGAAUUGUUUUGUGGUGGGGUUUUUGCAAAAUUAUUUAGCUAUAACAUUCACAAAUUUAGUUUAAAAUCACUUGGCUACGCAACACAAUUUUAUUCAGUUUUGUGACUGUUAAUGUAUACAUUGAUAAAUUCACACAAACAUGACACACAAUUAUUAUAUGUAAAGCUGCAUUCUCAUUCCACUUGUCACAAAAUCAUUUCUAAAGUACAAACACAAACCUUCCAUGUUAAUUAACUGUUGUGUUUUCAGUAUGAAGAUGUACGGCCCUCUUGAUUCUUUUGUCAUAUUUUGUAAUACUUUUUGACAUUGUUACUGAGAUCAGCAGAGUUAAAAUCUGUGCAGUACUCGGUGGCAUACCUAGGGUAUGGCAGGUAUGGCACAUGCCUUAGACACCACUUGAAAGGGCAGUUUCUAUUAAAGUCGGAUGUUAUCUAAAAGAUGGGUGUCAGUUGUUUGGACAAGAGGAGCAAUUUCAGUGCUUGCCAUAGGUGCUAUUUUCUGUAGAUACGCCAUUGGCAGUAGUAAGUAGCAAGUUAAUACUGUGUUAAGUGGCGUAGGUUAACAACUGCAUUUAAAUGAUACCAAAGAAAAAUAAGGCAGACAUCAGAGGUGUAUUGGGGUGGGGGGCAGGGGCCUGCCCCCCUAAAUUUUGUGACAGUUAUAAUUUUAUUAUAUAUUAAUUUUCAUCCCCCUUGACAUUCCACCUCAUGUCAUUGCCCCCCCCCCCCCCCCCCCUUACGACCCCAAAUGGAUUUUCUGGAUCUGCCACUGGACAUGACAUCUAUUAAUAUUGUUGAGAUUGCAGUUUUAAUAGCAUCAUAAAAAGACUUGAUUUAAUUGUAGUAAGUAACAGUAUGUUGGAUGUAGAAUUGAUGUAUAUUGUGGAAUAAAAUUUUGGAAAUGCCA